Eruca vesicaria subsp. sativa (arugula) is the source of this 1110-nucleotide messenger RNA. The record is from the annotation of a GenBank genome assembly. Lineage: Eukaryota; Viridiplantae; Streptophyta; Magnoliopsida; Brassicales; Brassicaceae.
AUGACUUCCAAAACGAAUGGAGGAGGAUAUGAGCAAUCCUCGCAACCUUCUCUGCUCACGUCAUUUCCCGAAGACAUCGUCGUCGACAUCUUAGCACGUGUACCACGACACGACUAUCCAGCUCUCUCCCUCGUUUCCAAGCAGUUCAGAUCACUUGUUACGUCACAUGAGAUAUACUCAAGAAGAUCUUUGUUGAGGUGCACCGAGAACUGUAUAUAUGUUAUAAUCCGUAGCCGUAAGGCCUCUAAUGACCGUUUGUAUAUUCUUCGCCGGAAAGCCGACGGCAGCCACUGCUUGGUCCAUAUCUCUUCCCUUUUGGAUUUUCCUAAAGGUGAAAGCUUUGUUACGGUGGGUUCAAUGAUAUAUGGGUUUGGUGGGAGGGAUGAUAAUGAAACCCUAACUUUAUUGAGGGCCUUCAGCAUCGACUGCAGAUCGCACACCGUGAAACCACUCCCCAACAUGCCUAUACCCAUGACUAAUACAGUUGCUGCGUUUCUCGACGGGAAAGUGUACGUAUUUGGAAAAUGCAGUAUGAAGUCACAGAGUGUGGUCGUCUUCAAUAUAGAAACACAAAUGUGGGAGCCUGUGGUGAUAAAGCCAGACACUACUACACCACCACCUAGGAUGAUAUGGGGCGAGGGUUGGAUGAGAGUGAUGGCUAAUAAGAUAUACAUGAAGUACAAUGGGAACAUGCUUGUUUACGUGCCAAAGGAAAGUAAAUGGGAAACAGACGAUGUACUGAGUUCUAAGUACUAUGAUGGUAGUGCGUGCGUCCUUGAUGACGUUAUGUACUACUACGAUAGUUUUGAGAAGUGUUUAAACAGGUAUGAUCCGAAGGAGAGGCGCUGGGGAGUGGUGAAAGGUUUGGAUGAAUUAUUGGCUGAGAUGGCACAUCAAUAUUUGACGAUGAGUGUGCCUUUUGGUCGAAAUCUGGUUUUGUUUUUUAUUAAAGAAAAAGAAAAAUGUGAAGCAACAGCGAAGAUUUGGUGUGCAGAGAUUUCGCUGGGGAGACAUCAAGGAGAUGAGGUUUGGGGUAAAGUUGAGUGGUGCAGUCAGGUUGUGGUUGCUGAGACAAUGUACUUUUUGAGACCUAUAGGUGUUAUAGUUUGA